GGGGUGAGAGAAGAGAAGAAGGAGAGAGGGAUCAGGCACAGCGACUGCACCAGCGAGAAGUAUUUAUCACUGCAUGUGUGUGUUAAUUAACUGAUGGGAGGGAUGGAGUAAUGAAAACCCGAACUCACAAAGAGCCGAUGCCAGUGCGUAGUGGGCGCAGGCGGGGGGGCAGUGAGGAGCGCAGGGGUAGACGUCCUCAUCCCAGCCCCUCUCGAGCAGAACGAAGUGAAAGACAAGCGCAGAGAGCUGCUGGAGAAGAGCUCAGCUGCUUUCCCAGACGACCACCCGAUUCAUCCGAAAGUGAUGGAGAACGCACUCUUCCUCCACCAAAGAGACCCAAAGUCCAGGAUUCGUUGACCAGUGCCCCAACUUCGACACAUUCGACAGGGACUACAGCUUCUACACCUCACCCGACCUCAAGCAACACCCAUUCUCGGGAAAGUGACAAUGAAGAUGGUCAAUCACAAGCCAGCCGCAGCUCGGCUGGUGGAAGCUUGGCUAAUAGUAGCAGUAGCAUUAGCAGUGGACGGGACAUCGAUCAGGACAAUCGAUCGUCCUCGCCGAGUCUCACUGGCUCACCAUUGGCUAGUUUGGACUCUGAAUCAGACUCGCCAGACUCACCAAAGCAAGCAGUUAAAUCGAAAGAAGGAGUGGGUCCUAAAUCAGGAGGAGUAGCAAAAGGGGGUGAUAGUGGGGGUGUAGAACCUAGGGACACUGAGGAAUGUGUUGAGAUUGAUUCAUCGCCGUUGAAAUCACCUUCAUCUGUUGGUCCACUGACUGACAGCAGGAAGUCAUACUUUGCGAUUGAGUCAAAAAUGCAGCCCAAGAUGGAGUUCUCCGGCCCUUUGAGCGAUGAAGCGUUUCAUGGCUGCAGCCGCAUCAGUGUCAACCCCAAAAUUUCCUCUCAGUGUGGAGGAAAGACAAUUGGGGGUGGGGAGUAUCCACAAGGAAGUAUCAGUUUAAGCCACUCCCCUUCAUCUGCACUCCCACCUCCACCAGCUCUCAAACCUCUGGAUACAGGGCCAGGGACUCCAGGGGAUGUGAAACUAGAAAAGGUGGAAAAAUGUGACAAGACUCCACCCUCUCUUAUGCCACAGGCCACCUCCUUACCUCAGCAGGCCCCACCCACCAGACACCCGCAUCACUAUAGUCCUACUACAUGGUCAGGCAAUGCUGCUGGUUGCUCUGGAAAUUGGGGUUAUUCACGUUAUCCAGGUGUCCAUCAUGCACCUGUGCAACAGCAACAACUGCCCUCAGUUUACAACCCCCCUUCUUCUAACCGUCACAAUUCCCAUCCUCCCUACCUGCCUCACCCACACCCAGCCCACACACAACCACCCCAAACGCAACCACCUCACUCACACAGGGACUACAUGCCACGGUAUUCCAGUCUGAUUGAGAGGGAAAGGUCUCCAAGAGACCUUGGGAUCAAAGAUGGCACUGCCACUGCUGCUGGUGCAGCCACCAGUUCUAAUUCAGGAACUGAUUUUGGUACUACAGUGCCUGGACAGAACCGAGAUUUUGGAGUACUAAACCGAGAUGGGCUUUCCGUAGGUCGGGAAUUCCGACCCAUGUUCCGAGAGCGUGAUGCUACAAGAGACUUUCCCUUGCAGAACCAGAACCAGCAACACAUAGCACAGAAUCGGGACUUUGGACCUGGAGUGGCAUGUGCUCCAGGAGGUACAAGUGGGUGUCACCCAAGAGAUAAAGAGGGGAGAUGGGGUGAGUUUGCAGGGCAGAUUAGGGAAACAGGGAGUAGCAACAAUACAGGUAGCACCUCAAGCACUAACUUAUCAUCUAGCUCCCCGCAGAACAUCUCAGCCACACCAAACAAAGACUUUCAGGCUUCAGUGGAGCAAGUGGUUCAAGGGCCAUGCUCCCAAGGCCCCUCUUCUGGGUCAGAUCCUUCCACUACUGCACAAUUUUUAAGGGAAUACCCCCCAUCAGGGGCCAAGGAAUAUCCUCCAACAGGGGCUCAACCUUCUGUUCCUCAUCCUGGUUCUUCCAGAGAAUACCCAAGUCCCACUGGAAUUCCUGCAAAUCUCGGCCGGGAUUUUGCUGGAGGACCUCCAGUUUCCCACUCGCAUUACAUGGUCCAAUCGGGCUUGGGUGUUCAAUCCAGAGAGCGUGAAAGAGAAAGAGAGAGAGAAAGCAUUGCUCCAUCUUCCCUUUAUUCCAAUCGCAGUCAUCCACCACCUCUUUCCCCAUCUUCAUCUUCCUCCGGACAUGGAAAUUCCUCUCUUACCUCCUUUCCUCCAACUUCCCACAGCCAGCAACCUUUGCCGCAACCUACUUCGACACUCCCAGCCAGUCAGACUCGCCCAGGGCAGUACCCUUUGUCCAAUCAGAGUCCGCCAACUCCUCAUUCUCCACUUCCUAGCCCUUCAAAAAAUCAGAUGGGAGGAAUUCCACCCUUUACAUCACCUUCUGCACCCUCUGCCUCAGGUGUGGUCACUUCCAGUCUUUCCGGGUGCAGACCUGCCCCUUAUCACAGCACUUUAAACAGUAAUGUCCCUUUUUCUGGCACUUACCAUGGCAACAAUAGCCACAGCAACACUUCAACAGCCAACAAUACAAAUAGCAACAGUAGUGCUACCAGUAAUGUGCAGUUGCAUUCACCUCCGCCCUCUAAAAUCCAACCACAUCUCUGCAACCCGGUAGUUCCACCUAGUAAUGCGUCGACAGGAGCAGAUGGACCAGCUGACUCUUCAUCUUGCCCCCAGCCACCGCCUGUCAUAAAGGAGGAGCCAAUAGAAGAAAGAGUGGAGACUGAGAGUCCACCUACUGUCCUCAGAAGCCCCUCCCCUGAGCCAAAGCCAAUCGAUAUUCCAAUUCAUGCCAGCCAAUCAGCUCGGUUCCACAGGGUUCUAGAUCGUGGCAGUGCAAAUUCCUGUGCACGUACCGAUGUUCUCUUCAUCCCGCUGGAUGGAUCUAAACUGUGGAAAAAAAGAAACGAGGCAAUAGAACGGGCCCGACGAGAGGUGGAGCAGCGAGCCCGGGAACUGAGAGAGAAAGAGAGAGAACGAGAGAGGGAGAGAGAAAGAGAGAGAGAGCGAGAGAGAGACCUGGAAAGGCACUUGCAGCAGAAAGAGAGUAACCCAGGUGCUGUCCCCCGUCAGGGUUCGUCUCUCUUCUUCUCACCUUCCUCCUCCAUUAUUCUGGAUCCUUCCUCAUCCUCUUCUUCCUGCGUAAACCCUACCCAUCACACUGCCCAUCACCCACCCCACUCACUCCACCCUUCCCAUGCCCACUCUCUCCAUCCUUCCAUCCCUCACUCCAUCCCUCACUCGCUUCUCCUUCCAUCUGUUGGGGGUCUUGGUCCAUAUCUAGGACCUGACACGCCAGCCUUGAGGACUCUGAGCGAAUAUGCCCGUCCUCAUACAAUGUCACCACUUGGUCAUGCCAGUCGAGCCCCAGCUCAUUUUCACCCCUAUCCACAUCCACACUCUCACCCUCACGUCCACCCCUCCCUGUUUCUACCCCAGUUCCAAAACCCUGCCCUUGCUCAUCCGCAUCACCUUCCUGCCGAUGCUGCCACUGCUGCGGCCAUCCUUGGAUUCCUUUAUGGAUCUGGACUGGAGGGAGGCCACGGCCAUCCAGGAGCAGCGCAUGUGACAGGGCCCGGGCCAGGUGGAAUGGCAGGUCUGGGGGCUGGCCUUGGAGGGGUGGGGUUUCCCCAUGUGGCUGCUCACAGAGAGCGAGUGAAGUCUGGGUUUGACUUCAAGAGUGAAUUUGACUCGCAUACACACUCUCAUUCACAUGCUUUACUGCUAGGGGGCGGGGCCGGGAAUGGAGCAUCAGCCAGUGAUGUAGCCAUUUAUGGGACACCUCCACCUCCAGCACCGCCCCCUCCGGUCCUCGCUACAGUGGCAAGAAAUCCAAAUCCCAUCCCUCAGCCUUUAUCAACUCCACCCACUUCCUCUUUAUUACCACCAUCUCUUCCCAGCCAUGCCCCUCCCACAGUUACCCCCACAGGUCCAGCCCCUCCUCCGCCUCCUCCUGCCCCCCCUCCACCUCCGCCCCCUCCUACGUCCUCUUCUCUCCAUCUCCCCUCACCUCACUCCUCCCAUCCCACCCAGCCCCCUGCACCUGAAGGUUACUCCACCCCAAUUCGGACUUCACCCAGUACAGAGAGAGCUCGGAGUGUGGAGAGAGAGAGGGAGAGAGAAAGAGUUCACUCAAGUGGAGAGAGAGAACGAGGAGCAUCUACUGGAGGAGGAGGAAGUGGAGGAGGUGUCACAACAUCUGGGGCUUCUACAGGAGGCAGUUCUUCAGGAGGAGGCAAUGCAGGAGAACCUCUGGGGCGACUGCAGAUGUUGAACGUGACUCCACAUCAUCACCAGCACUCACACAUUCACUCUCACCUGCAUCUACAUCAGCAAGAUACAGCAGCUAGUGGCGUGCACCCGCUUAUAGAUCCACUAACAACGGGAGCUUCGUUACCACGGCUACCAUAUCCAGGAUCCAUCAUCACACACCCACUUACAGAGAGCGACGUACUACGACAACAACUCUUUGGUGCACCAUUCCGUGAUUUACCUCCUCACUCUUCCAUGCACCACCAGAACACAGAGCUACAGAUCCAGAGACUGGCACUGGAACAGCAGUGGAUUCACCACCACCACCACUCCCUCACCCAGGAGGAGUACUACAGCCACCUGAAGAAGGAGAGCGACAAAACGCUGUAACCAUCAAAAAAGAAAAUGAUCGGGAAAAGUGCAAAUAACAGAGUGAGGGGUGUAAGAGGAGUGCACACUUAUACAAAGUGAACUCUCAACACACAACACACACUUUAACACAGUAACACAAGACCAGUGUGAUGGUCCGAGUGUGCUCUACUGACACAUCACAUCCCAUUACACACUGCUACCAUAAUCAGAUUCCUACAGCAUGACUGAUUGGCUAAGAUCAGUAUCAGUAAUGAUAAUUCACAUGCACAAUGAUCUACAGUAGAAUCAAUGAUUUGUAUUGAAUUUUUUUAGCCCUAGAGGGCGCUGCAGUUACACCAGGCUCAUCAGGCUUAUACUCACAUACAAUCUUGGUUAUUUAGACUUAGGAAAAUAGGACAAGGUUUUGUGAACAUGAUGGUGGUUUGAUGAGGGAAUAAAGGUGAAACAGUGUUGAGUAAAAGUAUUGGGACACACCAGCUCCUUCAACUUCUGUCUGUGUGAGGUGGAUCGUCCAACAAUGCAUCCUGGUUCAUCUCUUCCACUGGUAAACGCACAGAAAACAGGAUUUGUUGGACCAGUCGACCUUCUUCCAUUGCUCUGAUGUGCAGUUUGAUCCAGAGUAAAUCUUCUUUUUCUAAAUCUUCUGUACUAGGCGCUAUAGCACUUAUUCUCUCCGACAACAAUGAGUCUUGACCACCCACCAACCUGUCAGUGGUCUUUGCUGCAUUCAACAUGUUAACUAAUGUGAACGUGAGCCUAAUGUGUUGGCCUGUCAGUGUAAAGCCUGAGCCUUGUGGGAUUAUGGGUAUGUGUACUGAAAGUUAUGGAGGUUUCACUUACCUUUGUAGCCCGGUAAUGUGAACAGUUUGGACACUAAUAUGGAAAUGGAUGUUGGAUCAACAUCUGAUCAUUAAUGUAAAAUUAAACAUUGUCAGUUUUGCACACUCGGAUGUUUAGGAGCAAACAACCAAUUUACAAUUUCUCUUUUUGUCUUUGCAUGUAGCUGAAUAUGAAGAAAAAAACCCAAACAUUUGAUUUUUGGGUGAAAAGUUUUAAAAAAGCAAAAUUUUUUCUAGUGACUUGCUGUAAGAAAGCAGGUAUACUCGAGUGUGCAUGUGGAUCUACACUCCGCUCUCAUCCUCUUUUUAUUUUUAGUAUUGUUCUUAGUAUUGUUCUUAUUAAUAUUAAUGUUAAUGUUUAAUAAUAAUUAUGUAAUUAUAUAACAUUAUUUUCUGUUUGAUAUUUUUUUACAUUUUCAUGGUAUUGUUUAUUUUUAUUUUUUUUAUUUACAAGUUUACUUGU
Messenger RNA from Trichomycterus rosablanca, 5972 nucleotides. It is a transcript of the gene atn1, whose product is annotated as atrophin 1. Gene Ontology annotation, cellular component: nucleus. The record is from RefSeq and is a predicted model, not a curated record. The coding region runs from base 111 to 4688 and encodes 1525 amino acids. The transcript has 10 exons. Gene Ontology annotation, molecular function: transcription corepressor activity. NCBI's taxonomy places the organism in Eukaryota, Metazoa, Chordata, Actinopteri, Siluriformes, Trichomycteridae.